UUUUUCUGUUGGUGACGUUUCUGACAUGUAUAGAAUAGAAAAAAAUAGUAAUUUUCAACGACGUUAAAAACGAGUUUUUCUUAUAAAAUAAGUAAAUCUAAUUAACUUUAAAUAUAAAAAACAUUAAAAAAUAAUACAACAACAAAAAUAAUUGAUUGACCAACAAAGAACAAACACAACAUAAAAGGCAGAGGAAAAAAAGUGGAAAAAAGGCAAGACCAGCAGAGGGCAGCAAUAAUUCGCAGAAAUUAAACAUAGUAGUUUUUGCUAAAAUGUGUGGUGUGAGCCAGCAAAAGGGCUGGCGUAAGCCAAAUAUUUCUUUGGCUAUAGUGGGAAUCAAUUUACUGCUAUUGUUGCAAUGCAUUGGUGUUAGUGAGCAAUUCUAUUUGCCGGGUUUGGCCCCAGUUAAUUAUUGCAUAAAAUCGGAUGCAUCCAGUAAUUGUAAGUCUAAUGUUACUCUUUACGUAAAUCGUUUGAAUACCGAGGAGUCUGUUAUUCCUUAUGAAUAUCAUCAUUUCGAUUUUUGUAUUGGCAAUGAAAAUAACUCUCCUGUUGAAAAUCUGGGCCAAGUGGUCUUUGGAGAACGUAUACGUCCCGGUCCCUAUAAGGUUAAUUUCUUAGAAGACGUCGAAUGUAAGCCGGUUUGUAUUAAAAACUAUAUCGGUGGCGAAUCUGACAGCGACAGACGUAUGAUGGUACUCAAGAAAGGCAUCAGUUUGAAUUAUCAACAUCAUUGGAUUGUCGACAAUAUGCCGGUUACUUGGUGUUAUCCUCUGGAAAAUAACAAACAAUAUUGUAGUACUGGUUUCCCCAUGGGCUGUUUGGUACGCAGUGAUAGUGAUGCUGGUUGUCUUAUUAAUCCCAACUAUAAUAGACGUGGCUUCUAUUAUCCCUUCAAUCAUGUGGAUUUGAAAAUUACCUAUCACAGUGGACAAACCGAGGAGUGGGGUGUUGGUUUCCGUGCCAAUGGCGGUCGUAUUAUUUCAGUUAAAGUAACGCCCAGCUCUAUCAAUCAUGUUGAUCCGAAUAAAUUGGAUUGUAAGAAUACCGAUCCAUUGGCUGUUAAGGGCAGUCCAUUAACACCCGGCGAAAAACUAUCCAUCAUUUAUACCUAUAGUGUGGAAUUUGUACGUAAUGAUGCUGUUAAAUGGUCAUCCAGAUGGGAUUAUAUAUUGGAAUCUAUGCCACACACCAACAUCCAAUGGUUCUCUAUUUUAAAUUCCUUGGUUAUUGUUCUAUUUCUGUCCGGUAUGGUUGCCAUGAUUAUGUUGCGUACUUUGCACAAGGAUAUUGCUCGUUACAAUCAAAUGGAAAGUGGUGAAGAUGCUCAAGAGGAGUUCGGUUGGAAAUUGGUACAUGGUGAUGUAUUUCGUCCACCUCGUAAAGGCAUGUUACUGUCAGUAUUUUUGGGCUCUGGUGUACAAGUAUUCUGCAUGACACUAAUUACGUUGGCCUUUGCCUGUUUGGGUUUCUUAUCCCCUGCCAAUCGUGGUGCUUUAAUGACUUGCUCUAUGGUAUUGUAUGUAGCCUUGGGCACUCCAGCUGGUUAUGUUUCGGCUCGUAUUUAUAAGAGCUUUGGUGGCAUCAAAUGGAAGAGUAAUGUUAUUUUAACAUCUAUGCUAUGUCCAGGUGUGGUAUUUUGCUUGUUCUUCGUUAUGAAUCUUGUACUUUGGGGUGAGCAGUCUUCGGGUGCUGUGCCAUUCAGUACAUUGAUUGCUUUGUUGGCCUUGUGGUUUGGUGUUUCGGUACCCUUGACAUUUGUUGGAGCUUACUUUGGUUUCCGUAAGAGGUCUUUGGAACAUCCCGUACGUACUAAUCAAAUUCCCCGUCAAAUUCCCGAUCAGUCGAUUUAUACACAACCCGUGCCCGGCAUCAUUAUGGGAGGCGUUUUACCUUUCGGUUGUAUUUUCAUUCAAUUGUUCUUCAUACUUUCAUCGAUUUGGUCCAAUCAAAUGUACUACAUGUUCGGUUUCCUAUUCUUGGUCUUUGUCAUUUUGGUUAUAACUUGCUCGGAGACCACCAUCCUCUUGUGCUAUUUCCAUCUGUGUGCGGAAGAUUAUCACUGGUGGUGGCGAUCGUUCUUGACAUCGGGUUUUACAGCCGUAUAUCUGUUUAUAUACUGUUGUCAUUAUUUCGUAACGAAAUUGUCUAUAAAGGAUGCAGCCUCAACAUUCUUGUACUUUGGAUAUACUUCGAUAAUGGUAUUUUUGUUUUUCUUGCUGACCGGUUCCAUUGGCUUCUUUGCCUGCUUUUGGUUUAUACGCAAAAUUUACAGUGUUGUCAAAGUGGAUUAAAUUUGUAUGCAAGUAUGGCUUUACUUUAUAGCUUCUAAGCUAUGUUAUGCUAAUAUUCAAAAGGAUUGAAACCUUAGAAUAAUUAGCAUACACUUAUAAUUAAGUUGUGAUUUAUUUUUUGUCUUUAGAAAACUUUUAAAUAAUAAAGAAAUAUAAUAAUA
Messenger RNA from Calliphora vicina (urban bluebottle blowfly), 2455 nucleotides. RefSeq names its product transmembrane 9 superfamily protein member 2 (gene TM9SF2). Gene Ontology annotation, biological process: protein localization to membrane. Lineage: Eukaryota; Metazoa; Arthropoda; Insecta; Diptera; Calliphoridae. Bases 273 to 2294 code for a protein of 673 amino acids. Gene Ontology annotation, cellular component: membrane. The record is from RefSeq and is a predicted model, not a curated record. The transcript is spliced from 7 exons.